AUGGAUCUGAACAAGCUGUGCAAAAUGAAUCUGAAUCAGAGUGCCGUGCCCGUCAAGGACGAGCCCUGCCUGCGCUGCCGCUGCCGCCGCGGCGCGCCCGUCUGCCGGCUGCGCGUGUGCGCCCCGCUGCCCGACCCGCCGCCGCCGGGCUGCGUGCUGCUGCACCGCGCCCACGCCUGCUGCCCCGAGCUGCACUGCCCCGAGAUAGGCGUCGUGGACAACCGGCUGGAGGCGCGGCACGGCCAGAGCACGCGCUACCGGUCCGACGCGCCCAACAAAGAGUUCAUCGCCGUCCCGCGAGUGCGAGAGAGAGAACACUUGUCCUGUGCCGCAGGCUGCUACCUCAACGGGUCGCUGUUCGCGGAGGGCUCGGCGCUGUCGUCGUCCACGCUGUGCGACUACUGCUACUGCGUGCGCGGCCAGCAACGCUGCGUGCGACCGCAGUGCGUGCUGCCCGCCCCCGGGUGCACGCCGGAGUACCGCGACCACACGUGCUGCCCCACGAGCUACCAGUGCGGCGCCACGGCCAGCAACGCCAGCAGCAGCACGCCGCCGCCGCGCCGCCCCGCGGGCUGCACCGUGGACGGCAAGCGCUACCGCGACGGCGCGCAGGUCAAGUCCGUGGCGCGCGGCCGCUGCGAGACCUGCUUCUGCAUGCGCGGCCGCGUCCGCUGCGCCCCCCUCAAGUGCGACCUGCCCCUGGACGGCUGCGAGCCCGUCACCGCGCCCGGCAGGUGCUGCCCGGUGUCCUACGACUGCAGCAAGUCAAGAGUGAGCAUCACAAAAACAGUGACGGCAGCUACAGGAUACAAAACAAAGGGUUCCAUUGGCCGUCCUUCAAAUGGAGAAAAUUCUGUGCGAUCCAUCAGCUUUGAUGCACGGAGUAAUCGAGAGAUAUCAACUAAAGAUACAGGCAAGGUAAAAAAUGAGAUGGAAGGUUCUGAGCAAAAUGUUGUACUAACAACACAGCCACCAUUACCAGAUGAAAGUCCUACCACACUGAUGACUGGGAUUGCAGACAAUAUUGCAAUUACACUAAAUACUAAACUUGAUCUUGGAGACAAUCUGGAUUUACUGAAGAUAAAAAAUAACACAGUUUUCCCAGAGAAAAAUAAAAUAUUGCCAGUGAUAGAGGCGAUAAUUAAUAAGACUCGGCAGAAGGAUCAAGAUUAUGACUAUGACUACAAUGAACCUUCAUUACCUCCAUCAUUGCCAAAUUUGAGAAUUAUCCCUUUCGUGGCAGCAGACGCAGUAGUUCAGGAGGAAAAAACCUCAUCGGAUGGAGGCCAGAUUCUGCCUGAAUCAUCAAAUGUCGCCUCAUCAAAAGAAUCUCAGGAUAAAAUUGACAACUUUUACUUCUUUUCACCACCAACAGAAACAGAAGGAGGAUUCGUCCCACGAGAACCAGUGAUCGAUGGGCCAUUUUAUCAGCACAAACCUGAUGCCCCCAAAAAAGAAGCUGGACAAAAGGUUACUCCUGUCAAGGCUCAAACGCCAGAAGUCACAAUCAGGACUGUUGUUCCCGAUGCUGUAACACCAGACCCUUUGCUUGGAAAUGGAGGAAGUGCCGCCUGCACGUCGGGGGGACGCCGGUACCGCCACGGCGAGCUGCUCACCGGGAUGGGGGCGUGCCGCAUGUGCUUCUGCUUCGACGGCGGCGUGGUGUGCCAGGAGCCGUCGUGCGGCGUCGUGCCGCCCGGGUGCAGCCGGAGUCCGUCCAGGGACCCCGAGCGCUGCUGCGGCAGCAUCACUUGCGAAGGCGAGGAGACCCGAGACAGGCCGCUGUUGUUCGCCGACGUCCCGGACAACGUCCCGGACAACGAGCCGCACCGCGUGCAUUCCAAAGUACCCGAGCGGCCGCCGGGGAUCGAACCCGUGUCCGACCUGGUCCCUGGUUCUACCACGCCCCAGCCGACGAAGCGGCCUCUGCCGUCGAAGACGACCACCACGACGAGCACGACCGCCGCGCCGACAACCACCACAACGACGGUGGCGUCCAGCACCACCAAGGGCCAGCGGCGGAAAACCACGACGUCUACGACCACCAGCGCACCGGCCGCCAAAAGCACGGCCAAGCCGGCGCUGAAGACGAAGAGCACCACGCCAAAGCCAGGCUGGACGACGAAGAAGCCCGCCGCCUCCACCACCAAGGCGACGGUGCCGUCCUCGACCAAGUCCACCGUCACAACCUCGACGACAUCCACCGAGGCUCCGGCGACGACCCGGCCGACGACACCCAGGACCACGACGACGACCCCCAAGGCCACCACGACAUCCCCCAAGACCACGACGACGACCAAGGCCACGCCACCGGUCUCUACCCAGAAGCCUGCCGGACCCGCGCCGAACGCCACCACGACACAGGCCCCUAGCUCCACGCCCAGGACUGAAGUGACUUUGGCCUCGACAAGCAGCAGUGUAGCUACGACCAGGGCCCCUGUGCGGAAAGAAAGGCCGACCACCACGCCGACGUCCCUGUUCGACGCGCUCUGGGGCUCGGAGGACGAGUCGGAGAACGAGGCGCAGGACAAGGUGGACGAGGACGUGCAGUACCACGACUUCGUCUCCACCAACGAGCACGAGGCCGCGCCCGCCGCCCCCAAGCCCCCGGAGGAGGCGGAGGAGGACUCCUUCUCGUUCGACAAGUUCCUGGAGCUCUUCAUGCAGCCGGACACCACCACCUUGCCCACGCCUCAGAGGACUGCACCGCCGGUGGUGACGACAAGAAGGCCGCCGUCUUCCACCAAGCCGACGCCGACCAUUUUGAAAACCUCGGCCGCCACAAGCCCCACGUCAACCAACGCGCCGCCUACCACCACACCGUCAACCACUACAGCAGCGUCGCCCGCGACUACGGCGGCGUCUACCACCAAGCCGACCACCGCUAGAAGUCCUCCGUCCACAAGCAAGCCCUCGACGACGUCGACGACGACGCCAGCCACGCCGAAGCAGUCGUCCACCGCGAAGCCGGUACCGCCGCCCGCAAAAGUCAAUGCUACUUCCACGACGCCAGCGUCGGUGCGGACGACCCAGAAGGACACCAAGCCGCCGACCACCAAGCCCCCCGCGGCGCCCGCGAAGAAGGCGCCGACAACGCCGAAGCCAAAGCCCAGCCCGACGGCGAAGCCGGUCACCACGAGCAAGCCGCCGACGACCAAGCCGUCAGUGACCAAGGCGUCCACGACGACCGCUCGGCCAACUAGCACCACGACGAAGAGGGCCAGCACCACAGCGCGGACCACCACGCCGUCCACGACGAUGUCCUCGACGCUGUCCACGCCAACGUCCUCGACGUCGACCACCACCACCACCACGUCCACGACGACGACCCCGGCGCCCCUCGCCACGAUGCGACCCUCACUGCUGUUCGGCGGCACCAAGUUCAGGCCAAGCUUCCUGCAGGACGCCCUGGCUGCCCUCGGCGGCGGCGGCGGCAGCAGCAGCUACCCCGCGCAGCAGCACCACAUGACCGCGCCCGGCCUGUCCGGCCUGCUCAAGCUGGCCGGCUGCAACAUCUACGGCCGCAUGUACCGCGUGGGCAAGAUCAUCCAGGAGCUGUCGGGGCCGUGCCUGGAGUGCCGCUGCACCGAGGUGGGCGUGCAGUGCCAGCAGCUCGGCUGCUGAGGCCGACGGGACACGCCCGUCUUUCGGACUGAAACGUGAGGAAUCAGCGCGCGGACACGGAAGCAUGAACCGCCCACUCGCCAACUCGCGCCCCUGGUCGACGAACGCCACGAAGUUGGGUUGCCUGUCUCUCUUACAACGUCGCUUUGCACUGUCGCUUUCGUGGACGUCCUCUACCGGCGGCACGGAGUGGGCGGGGGGCCGCCAUGUUUACAAUAGAGUACAAAGGGUGCUGCCUCCAGAGCCAGCCGCCGCGCCGCGUUCGUGCGGCUCUUGGUUGCUGCAUGAUCGAUUCAUCGAUUCAUUGAUUGGCUGGUUGAUUGGGUGUGAGUGGGUGCUUCCAGCUUUCCAGCUGCUGUAGUAGGUUGUAAGAUGAUCUCAAAGCGUGUGGGGGUGGGGGCCGCCAGUGCAGGGGGAGUGCCUUCGACGCACUUCGACGCUCAGCUGAAAACCAAAAUGCUGCGGUAGAUAGACAUUAGUGUUUUAACAGCUUAGGUUUCUGUACACUCCGGAUUUAAACUGUCUCUUCUUUUCAAACUUGCUCUGAUCUCACGGCCGCAGAGAUGCCUGCCCUGUCGCUCGGUUCGCUCUGCUGCGAGCGCCGUGCAGCACAGGCCAGCCCGCAACGCUCGCGUGUCUUGCGGCGCUGCCUACCCUCGCAUUCGCAGGCGCUCGCGGAGCACUCCGGGCGAGAGUCUCCGUCUGCUCCCUGCCUCGCCGAAACUUGAAUGGAGAAAAUUUGCGGUCGAUGGCGAUCCAGGGUCGUCUCCGCGUCGUCCCGGCCAGCCGCACGCAGUCCGGCAUGACCCAGCUCGACUCGGCCCCCGCUGAACGUGUUAAUGUAAAACCUUUGUUUAGGUGCUCAGUGAUAAAUAGUGACUAGGAUUCGGGUUUCGGUAAUAUUUUGGCUGUGAAAUCGACUAGACACCUCUUUACUUUAAUUCUCGCAAUAUUACCUGAUCACACGACUGAUUUCCCCCGCGGGGAUACAGAGUAAUUUAAGAUUAAGAGGCAUUCGGUUUCACAGCCGGGGCUGAUUUGAUUUUAAUAAUUUUGUUGUAAGCCAUUGAAUUACACACUUUGACCAAAUGUGUACCAAAUGAGUUGCUGAUGUAUUCAUUUUAUAUUGAAUAGGCGUACCUUAUGAGUAAUAAAUACACAAUAGAUGCCAUUUGUACGCAAGUUCUGCGCAUUCCAGAGUAUAAUGACGGCUUGUUUGUCAGCCAAAGAAGCAUUAUAAACUGUGAAAUAAAUUUGUUUUCUUCGGAUGAGUUUUGAGAAUAAAUUUAAUGUACCCACAUGACUACACA
Molecule: messenger RNA, 4934 nt
Organism: Thrips palmi
Lineage: Eukaryota; Metazoa; Arthropoda; Insecta; Thysanoptera; Thripidae
Product: mediator of DNA damage checkpoint protein 1-like
Exons: 12
Coding region: 1-3624 (1207 amino acids)
Molecular function (GO): protein binding
Source: RefSeq, a predicted model, not a curated record